CCAAGAGCAGAGAGGGCUCCGCGCGAAAUCGGUUACCUUUAUAACCCGGCCCCCGGUCGUCACGUUUCCGGUCACCGCACGGCUCGUCGUCCCCUCCUGCAGCUGCACCCGCUGCACGUCGCCUCUCCCACGUCUCCCAAAGAAUCUCCUUCACCGAUGACUCCUCCGGCUCACAUGGAUCACCAGCCGGACAUAGCGCUGGCCGAGGCGGCGGCGGGCGGCAUCGCCUCCCCGGUGCGGCAGCGCAGGGGGUGGCUCCGGCGGAUGUACUCGCCCGUGGGCGCCCCCGAGCAGGCGGCGGCCGUGGGUGUGGGCGCCGCCAACGACGACAGGAGGCCGCGGCGGGGCGGGUGGCUGCGGCGGCGGCUGGUGCCGUUGGAGCACGCGCUGCGGCGGCGGUGGAAGGUGCUGAGCGGCGCGCCGUCGAGGCUGGCGGCCGGGCUCCCGCGGUGGAAGCGGGUGUCGGUCGGCGGCGGCUGGGCGCCGGCGCUGCUCGACGCCGCCGCGUUCCGCGUCAUGUACGUGGUCGAGGCCGUCGUGCUCGGCCUCGCGCUCUCCUGCUUCUUCUGCUGCUGCGGCUGCCAGAUAUGAGAUCGCGUGCGCCCGCCGCCUUAGUUCUUGGCUCGCGUCCUUCCGAUCCCGCUCCGCCGAUGCGGCGGGCCUGUAAGUUCCGGCUCAUCGCUCCAUGAUUAUUGGCUUCUGCUAGCUGCUUUUGUAAGUUGUAACGGUGUAAAGCUUUCGCCCUCGAUUACCAAGACUAGAAAUUUUUCCGAUCGCGGCUCCGACUUCAUACUAGCUGGUCGGCGUUUCAACGUUGGUCGGAUGAAACCGGGCGGCGUUGCUUGCGCAUUGCUGCCGGGGAGGGGACGCUCUUGGCCGGGCUUGCUUGCAUAGUUCAUAGUUGCAUAACGCGGGCGGCGCUUGCAUGCGAACACGGUGUCUGCCAGUGUGUUUGCCGAUCACCGUUGCCUGAUGCGUCAGCAAAGAUUGCGCCGCCGUUUGCCUGCGAACAUGGCCCCAUGGGUUUCGUAGUCAGAGACAGGGCGAUGGGCAAGGCGUGCUGGCGGGCGGGCGCUGGACGACUGCUCUUCGAGGAAGCUAGAGAGAUUAUGUCCAUGCAUUUUGUUUGGGGUGACGUUUUUCGUCGUCCGCGAUCUCGUAACAAAUGUGCUCAUGGUGCGUUAAGUUGCGACCCGUAUCACUCACGAGUCUGGGUUGAUCCCCUCCCUAGUUCAGUAAAUCUGAUGGCGACCGUGAUAUUGCCCUUGCAUGGGCUGUUGUUUUUUCUCCCCCCUCCCCUGCUGUUCUACCUGUAACCGACAUGUAACAACCUGCUCAUGUAUAUGCUAUGAAAGGAAAUGAAAAAGGUGGGGAUGCUCCCCCCCCCCCCCCCCCCGAAUUUCUAAAAAAAAAUCCGAUGGCAGAUAUCUCUCUAAUCUCUCUAAUCCAGUGGUCACGUCAAGAUUGUGUCGUCCUCAUGGCAGAUAUCUCUGUAAUUGGCGGAUAUCUCUGUAAUUAGCAGCACGUCAAGAAAUACAGUGCCUUAUAUUUCACCAGGGAUGUAUUUUGUUUGAGUUUUA
Molecule: messenger RNA, 1580 nt
Organism: Panicum hallii
Lineage: Eukaryota; Viridiplantae; Streptophyta; Magnoliopsida; Poales; Poaceae
Exons: 1
Coding region: 157-591 (144 amino acids)
Source: RefSeq, a predicted model, not a curated record